AUGCGGCUGAAGCCACAGUCUUUUGCAUAUGAAACAGGCCUGCUGUUUAUGGUAGUGAUGUGGCUGAAGGCCCAGGCUUGUACGUAUGAAACAGGCCUGCUGUUUAUGGUAGUGAUGUUGCUGAAGGACCAGGCUUAUACAUAUGAAACAGGCCUGCUGUUUAUGGUAGUGAUAUGGCUGAAGGCCCAGGCUUUUACAUAUGAAACAGGCCUGCUGUUUAUGGUGGUGAUGUGGCUGAAGCCCAAUGCUUGUAUGUAUGAAACAGGCCUGCUGUUUAUGGUAGUUAAGCGGCUGAAGCCCCAGGCUUGUACAUAUGAAACAGGCCUGCUGUUUAUGGUAGUAUUGUGGCUGAAGGACCAGGCUUAUACACAUGAAACAGGCCUGCUGUUUAUGGUAUUGAUGCAGCUGAAGCCCCAGGCUUAUACAUAUGGAACAGGCCUGCUGUUUAUGGAACUGAUGUGGCUGAAGCCCCAGGCUUUCAACAGGAAUACAGAUUUCACUGAGAUACACAGUCUGCAGCCAUUGUAUGGGAAACACCAUGAUGGUGAACAUGACAAAGCUCUCCCAGAUAAGAUGUUAAUCACAAGGAAAGAAACAGUGAAGUUUGAAACCAGAAAUGAUAACUAUAAGGAAAGCAACAAUGAGUUUAUUAAUAAUAUUGAAAUGCAUCUGAAAGGUAAUGGUGGGAGCAGUUUGAUGUUUCAUUGUAGCAACCAGUCUGAUAAAUUAAUUCACAGUAAAAAAAGACAAAAUAACUUAACAAUAGAAGAACAGAUAUGCAGCAGGAAGAGGCUAUACAGCUAUGCAGCGGAUGAUGAAGAUUUUAUAGGUAAUAAAAGUUUUGAAGUACAUGAAAGUACUCAUACAAGACAGAAAACCUUUAAAUGCACAACAUCUGACAAGGCAUAUGUGGAGAAGUCAAGGAAGGAAAAAUGUGACUUGAACCACAUUAACCAAGUAAUGAAUAACUAUACCAAACCUGGCAAAGAUUUUACAAAUGAAGGUUUACAACAUAAGAGCAUCAGCAUUGGACAGAAACCCUAUAAAUGUGCCACAUGUGGGAAAGGUUUUGUAUACAAAACUCCCAUGGUAAAACAUCAGUGCAUCUGCAGUGGACAUAAAUCCUAUAAAUGCAGUAUAUGUGAGAAAAUUUUUAAAUCUAAAUAUAGCAUGAUGUAUCAUGAGACUAUCCACACUGGACAGAGACCUUAUAAAUGCAGCAUUUGUGAUAAGAGCUUUAGAAUGAAAAGUCAUAUGAUAAUUCAUCAGAAUAUUCACAGUGACCAGAAGCUCUUUAAAUGUGCCACGUGUGACAGGAGAUUUACAAGUAAAUGCAGCUUGAUAGGGCACCAGAGUGUUCACAGUGGGCAGACACCCUAUAAAUGUACCACGUGUGACAAGGGUUUUACGAGUAAGCACACACUGACAAGACAUCAGAAUGUUCACACUGACCACAGACCCUAUAAAUGUGCCACAUGUAAUAAGAGUUUUAGAAUGAAGAGUCAUAUGAUAAUUCAUCAGAAUAUUCACAGUGCCCAGAAGCUCUUUAAAUGUGCCACGUGUGGCAAGAGUUUUACAAGUAAGCACAGCCUGACAACACAUCAGAAUGUUCACACUGACCAGAGACCCUAUAAAUGUGCCACAUGUGAUAAAAGUUUUAGAAUGAAGAGUCAUAUGAUAAUUCAUCAAAAUAUUCACAGUGGCCAGAAGCUCUUUAAAUGUGCCACGUGUGACAAGGGUUUUACAAGUAAGCACAGCCUGAUAGGGCAUCAGAGUAUUCACAGUGGGCAGACACCCUAUAAAUGUGCCACAUGUGACAAGGGUUUUACAAGUAAGCACAGCCUGACAAGACAUCUGAAUAUUCACAGUGACCAGAGACCCUAUAAAUGUGCCAUGUGUGAUAAGAGUUUUAGAAUGAAGAGUCAUAUGAUAAAUCAUCAGAACAUUCACAGUGACCAGAAGCUCUUUAAAUGUGCCACAUGUGACAAAGGUUUUACAAGUAAGCACAGCCUGAUAGGGCAUCAGAGUGUUCACAGUGGGCAGACACCCUAUAAAUGUGCCACGUGUGACAAGGGUUUUACAAGUAAGCAGAGCCUGACACUGCAUCAGAAUAUUCACACUGACCAGGGACCCUAUAAAUGUGCCAUGUGUGACAAGGGUUUUACAAGUAAGCACAACCUGACAAUGCAUCAGAGUAUUCACACUGACCAGAGACCCUAUAAAUGUACCACAUGUGACAAGGGCUUUAUAAGUAAGCACAGCCUGACAGUGCAUCAGCAUGUUCAUACCGGGCAGAAACCUUAUAAAUGUGCCACAUGUGACAAGGGUUUUACAAGUAAGCACAGCCUGACACUGCAUCAGAGUAUUCACACUGACCAGGGACCCUUUAAAUGUGCCACAUGUGACAAGGGUUUUACACAGAAGUGGAGUCUGACACUGCAUCAGCAUGUUCAUACUGGGCAGAAACCCUAUAAAUGUGACACAUGUAACAAGGGUUUUGCAAGUAAGCGCAACCUGACACUGCAUCAGAAUAUUCACACUGACCAGGGACCCUUUAAAUGUGCCACAUGUGACAAGGGUUUUACAAGUAAGCACAGCCUGACACUGCAUCAGAGUAGUCACACUGACCAGAGACCCUAUAAAUGUGCCACGUGUGACAAGGGUUUUACAAGUAAGCAGAAUCUGACAUAUCAUCAGAAUAUUCACAGUGGGCAGAGACCUUAUAAAUGUGACACAUGUGACAAGGGUUUUACAAGUAAGCAGAAUCUGACAUAUCAUCAGAAUAUUCACAGUGGGCAGAGAAAGAAAACUACUUUCACAGGAAAAACUGUCAAAAGUUUCAGAUAA
Protopterus annectens (West African lungfish) is the source of this 2847-nucleotide messenger RNA. Its product is annotated as zinc finger protein 585B-like. Gene Ontology annotation, molecular function: RNA polymerase II transcription regulatory region sequence-specific DNA binding; DNA-binding transcription factor activity, RNA polymerase II-specific. The transcript is spliced from 2 exons. Gene Ontology annotation, cellular component: nucleus. The coding region runs from base 1 to 2847 and encodes 948 amino acids. The record is from RefSeq and is a predicted model, not a curated record. NCBI's taxonomy places the organism in Eukaryota, Metazoa, Chordata, Ceratodontiformes, Protopteridae. Gene Ontology annotation, biological process: regulation of transcription by RNA polymerase II.